CCUCAACAAUUUUAUAUGAUAACCCUCCAUAUAUCAAAAGCGCCCAAAAAACCAGUUUCCAUACAGAAAAAUGGCGCCAUUUUCACUAGUCACACCCGCAAGUCGAGGAAUCGGUUUCCAUUUGACCAGACACCUGCUACGAACCACAUCCCUACCCGUAGUCGCAACAGCGCGGAAAAACAUGCAGGACGUCAGAAAGGAGUUACUCAAAGACAUGAAGGAUAUUGAUCCAGAACGACUCACGGUCUUAGAAUUAGAUGUCACAGGUAUAUUCCCGAUCUUUCUCGUGGUUCCAUAUCCUUCUAUUUCCACUUAUUAUUCUGUUGCGUGCUUCCUUACACAUCUCAUCUCAUCUCAUCUCAUCUCAUCCCAUCUCAUAAUCACUUAACCGAGCAUAAAAACUAACAACAAUCCCAGAUGAAAACACCAUAAUCCACGCAACCUCAACCCUCCAAUCCACCUUCCCCCCCACAACCAACCACCUCCACCUCACCUUCGCCCUCCCCGGAAUCCUCUACCCCGAAAAAUCUCCCUCCCAGCUCUCCCACAAAGAACUAACCCACACCUUCGCCAUCAACACCAUCGGGCCCCUGCUGCUCACAAAACACUUCUCACCCUUCCUCCCCAAAAAAUCCACCUCCUUACCCCCACCAACCCCCGGAUCAUGGGUCCCUCACCAUGCAACCUGGGUCAACAUGUCCGCCCGCGUCGGCUCGACGACCGAUAAUGCGCUCGGUGGUUGGUAUAGCUAUCGCGCGUCGAAAGCGGGGGUUAAUUCGUUGACGAAGGGGUUUGAUAUUUUUGUGAGGCAGAGAUGUGGGGAGAAGGCGAUGGCUAUGGCGUAUCAUCCUGGGACUGUGAGGACGGGACUAAGCAAUGAGUUUUGGGGGAGUGUGAGGAGGGAGAAGUUGUUUGAGCCGGAGUGGGCGGUGGAGAGGAUGUGUGGGGUUGUUGGGGAGGUGGGUUUGGAAGGGAGAGGGAGGUGUUGGGAUUGGGAGGGGAAGGAGGUCUUGCCUUGA
Molecule: messenger RNA, 1019 nt
Organism: Hymenoscyphus albidus
Lineage: Eukaryota; Fungi; Ascomycota; Leotiomycetes; Helotiales; Helotiaceae
Source: the annotation of a GenBank genome assembly